This is a messenger RNA of Fusarium odoratissimum NRRL 54006, 1071 nucleotides long. RefSeq lists its product as uncharacterized. Bases 1 to 1071 code for a protein of 356 amino acids. Lineage: Eukaryota; Fungi; Ascomycota; Sordariomycetes; Hypocreales; Nectriaceae. The transcript has a single exon. The record is from RefSeq and is a predicted model, not a curated record.
AUGCCAUUGCCAGAACCACGCGAGCUCACUCCUCGAGUCUGCCAGCUGGAGGCCUGUAGCGAAAUAGACAAAGAUCUACUGAAGCGCUGCUCGAGCUGCAAGGCCGCGUAUUACUGCGGAGCAUCCCAUCAAACAGCUGACCGGAGCCAUCACAAAAAUGGCUGCACCAUGAUCAAAAAAGCACGCAAGGCGGUAGAGAAGGAGGAGCAAGAGCUUCGUGAUCAUCCUGGAGAUAUGUUCACCCCGCCGAAUAUCUUUGAGAAUGGUGUCGGGCACUUUUGGGGUAUUCAUGAGACGCGUGCGUAUAUGCGUGCUCGAUACCAUAUGGUCGAUGUGUUGCUUCAUGUUUUAGGAGCUCCCGGGGGUAAGAUCGAUGCUGUCCAAGAGGCGUUGGAUCAUCUUCUUGAUAUGCUUCGUCUCUGUCGGGGCGACAACAUGGGUGUGAGGGAUGUUGUGCCGCAUUUGUACAUCCGGCUCAACAGGGAUCAGGAAGCCUACGAUUUUGUCAAGUGGUACGCAACUACCGGCUCAGAGUCAAAGUAUGAUUGGGGAGACAUGGACCAGCCAUACCUCGAUAUCAGGGACGCCGAUGUUUUGGAGGAGCCAUUGGAGACUUGGUCAAACGGAAAAUAUCUCAGCUUAGGCCAUGUGGCGGCUGUCACAUUGAUCAAAGUGAGAAUUCUGCUUGACUUGCAGUCUGCUCAGAACACCACACGAGCUCUCAACGGUACUAUCCCACCAGAAAUCGUGGGACUCAUUCGUAAUGAGCUCAUCGGCAGUGCUGUAGCGUCGCGUCCCGAUAUCCUCAUGGGCAGCACAGAACAUCUCUCCAAGCUUAUCAAGAAGGUUAAGGACCAGAUCGUUAAGCUUUAUAGAUCUGUCAACGAGUAUAACCCUCACUUCUGGCGCUUGAUGUUGAGCAGUCCGGUAUCGGCCGCUUCACAAAGACCUGGAAUGUACUCGCAUGAGACGAAGGAGGAAGCCUGCUUGAUGAUUGGGUACUGUCUUGCUUCUUGGGUUGAGACUCCCGGGGCUUUCCAGUUGAUGAAAGAUUUGAGUCAGACUGUUUAG